AUGAAGAACUCUUUCGCAUGUUAUGUUCUCCUGGUUCUGUGUGUUGAUGCUGCGUUUGCGCAGUUUAUUGGACCACCGCAAAAUAACUUUGACCAGCAGAGGAUCCUGACUCCGCAACAGCAAGGCCUAAUCUUGAGCGAUGUCCGACAACAUCAGCAUAGGUUCAACUCACCGCAGCAGUCCUUCGCACCAACGCAAUUCUCAAGGCAGCAAUUUAACCAGCAGCAAUUCCCUCAGCAAACGUUCCAACAGAACUUCCAGAAUACGCAGGUCGUGCCCACUGGUCAAGCUUUACCUAACCAACCCUUCCAGCCAACGGCAGCAACUAGUCAAGGCAAUCGCCAGAUCGUCCAGCAUCAUACUCAGACAAGCUUCAUGCCUAACUUCAAUCAACCUAUUCAACAACAAAAUCCAGCACCGACAUUUGCGACCAACCAACAAAUUGAUCCUGAAAAGCAAAAGCAACGCAUUAGGGAGUUAAAAGAGAAGCAAGCCAUUAUUGAUAAACAUAACCAAUUCGUCGAGAAACAAUACGAGAAGGCCUUAAAGAAAGCACAAACCGAUCAUACCGAAUUUAUAGAAAAUCAGAACGAGCAAAAGAGAAAACUAUACCAGACCCUUUUCAAAACCUCCAAUGGUUAUAAUACGCUUAGAUAUCAUCAAACCAACCCGAGAUUUAUUUACCCUGAAGAAGCUGACCUCUUUAAAUUGGCUGUGCAAAAAUAUUACGAAGAACAUCCUACAUCAACAACUACCACAACAACGACAACGACCACGACCACACCUAAACCUACAACCACGACACAAAAACCAAGACCAUCAACCGCAAGAUCUAUUAAAGAGAGAGAAGUUGAAGAUUCUGAAAUCUUUUUAUCUAACGAAAACUCAAGACUAUUCGGGCAAAUCAAACUUGCCACUCAGAAUAAGGAAUCUGCGGCUACAAGCAACAAAAUUACAUUCUUACCAACGGCUAUUCCAACAAGAAAUUCAGUGCAAUCAAUUCAAUCUCUCGAAGAUUUAACCAUCCUUCAGAAGCAAUAUAAAAAUCAAGAGAUUAAAAAGGACGAUUUAUUGGCUCAACUGAGGUUGGCAAUUGGAGAAAAUGCGGAAGAUGAAUUAAGCAAAAAUAUUACGUCUAGAGAAAUUUCUCUACCAAAUGGACAGCGGGUGGAGAUUAUCAGGACCACUGAUCCUAAACUGAUUCCAGGUGCUAAACCCUUAGAUCUUUCCACAUUGGGAAUUGAUAAACCCCAACCAUCGACAGCUAAACCACCUAAAGCGAUUCUCGAAGAACUGACCAGAGGCGUUUUACCACCAGGUGCUAAUUUUGAACUCUUGAGGGAAGGCAAUGCUGGUUUGGAAACCGUCGGUGGAUUACCUCAAAAUCUACCGAACCAGAAGAAGGUCACAUUCGUGUUGCUCGAGGAGCAAAAUGAUGGAAGUUUUAAAGUGCAGGGUGUUAAGGGCAAUACAAAGGAUAAAAGUGAAGUCGAUGUGGAUUCGAUUUUAAAGAAGAUUAAAGAUGGUGAAAUAAAAUUACCGCCAAACACAAAAAUUCAAGAUAUUGUGCCAUCAACCGAAAUACCAACAACUACUACAACUACUUCCACUACUCCGGCAACUACGACCACAACUACUACAACCACUCCAAAACCGAUUUAUUCUUCGACAACUGUAGGACCACUGUCAAUCAGCAUUCAACCUAAUUCUAUUCCUCCAUAUUUCGAUGAUGACUUAGUAAGCACCCCUAUAUUGCAAACGAAUUUCGGUACGCAAUUUAUUUCCUCAUCGACACCAUCACUUUCUUCUUCCACCUUCUUUCCAACAACGAAUGAGAUCCGAAGCAGUACAACCACUAGAUCAAUCUCAGCUUCUCCUAAAAAUCUAGAUUUCGAUUCACUUCGUUUAAGUCCAAGCUCAUCAAACGAUUUAGUAAGGCAAGCCUCCACUGCUGCUACUUUGAACCAAAACUCGCUCUUCAGUUCACCUCAACCAACUAACCCAACGUAUCCGUCGAGCAGUGCGAUUUCUAUCUUCCAAAAUCCUUCUUCAAUAUUACCAACUGUAACCACAACGACUGAACAGCCGAUAGCACUAGAAUUACCGGAUGUGCUUAAAAAGAACGGCCUUUUCGCAAUGGCUAGAUUCUUGCGACAAUCUGGUUUAGAUACUAUAUUAAAUGAGACCGGUCCAUACACCAUCUUCGUACCUACAGACAAGGCGUUCAGGACGUUGCUUGUUCAACUCGGAGGUCCGGAAAAGGCCGAAGAAAAAUUCAAGGAGAAUCCAAGAUUGCUCAGCGGUUUACUCUUGCAUCACGUCAUACCUGGAGCAUUCAAAAUCGACACGCUGCAAGAUGAGAUGACCGGAGUCUCCUUGGCUGGAACACAAUUGCGUGUGAAUCAGUACAACAUGCAUGAUAUGGAGUGGAACGACAUUAAGAUAACGACUAUUAAUGGUGCUAAAGUAAUGGACGACAAAAAAGAUAUAGAAAUUCCUCAAGGCAUCGCACACUCUAUUGAUAGGGUAAUGUUCCCCUUACCAGUAGGAGAUUUGGUGCAAACUCUGCAAUCGGAUAGGGAAAGAAGAUUCACUAAUUUCUUGAGGGCACUUUUUGCUUCGGGUUUAGCCGAAACUUUGCAAGGUACCAAGACGUUUACUCUCUUCGCACCAACCGAUAAAGCCUUUACUGGAUUGACCAGCGAAGAAUUGACGAGGACAGUAUCGGACAGGACGCUUGCCAGAGAACUGGUAAUGAGGCAUCUCACUCCAGGAACUUUGUACACGAACGGAAUGCGUUACUACCAAAUUAGGGACAGUCUUGAGGCAAACCGACAGAUAACACUCAGCAAAAGCUCAGGUCGCAUCAAGGUGAAUAACAACUCGAUCGUAACGCAGAAUAUUCCAUCGACGAAUGGUGUCAUACAUGCGCUAGAUACAUUACUUUAAUCCCUUUCCAAUCACUUCAUACACUCAUCUCUUUCGACAAUUAAUUCUCUCAUUUCAUUCUCCUUUCACAUGA
Nicrophorus vespilloides is the source of this 3022-nucleotide messenger RNA. RefSeq names its product integrator complex subunit 3 homolog. Gene Ontology annotation, biological process: cell adhesion; extracellular matrix organization. Lineage: Eukaryota; Metazoa; Arthropoda; Insecta; Coleoptera; Silphidae. Bases 1 to 2949 code for a protein of 982 amino acids. The transcript has 6 exons. The record is from RefSeq and is a predicted model, not a curated record. Gene Ontology annotation, cellular component: extracellular matrix. Gene Ontology annotation, molecular function: cell adhesion molecule binding.